Stomoxys calcitrans (stable fly) is the source of this 5082-nucleotide messenger RNA. RefSeq lists its product as uncharacterized. The coding region runs from base 783 to 4955 and encodes 1390 amino acids. The record is from RefSeq and is a predicted model, not a curated record. The transcript has 2 exons. Lineage: Eukaryota; Metazoa; Arthropoda; Insecta; Diptera; Muscidae.
CAAGAAUCAGAGUAUAUCUGUCGUUUGAGGGCAACCCUGCUCGACGGUAACCCUGUUGUUGCAAAAUGCUGGUGCAACUGUCAGCAAUGAAGUACAAUGGCUGAAAUAUCCCAAGCCAAUUUGCGACAUAUCUUCAUUUUGUUUAUUGUUUUUGUUUAUUUUUAAGCCAAUUUUUUGUAUAAAUAGGCCCUUCUGGCAAAUACUUGUUCUUUUCUAUUCGUGAUACCAAAAAAACAUGUAAGUCGUGCUUUGCAUUUUUUGUUGUAAUUUUUAUUGAACUUGUUAAAGUUUUAAAGUGUUAAAUGUAAAUUUUAACUUGAAUCUUUAUUUAUUAAUAGUGAAUAAACAACACAUUAACGUAACCUCACACCUUAAACACACACACACACAUCAAAUGUACAACCCUUAUAUUUAAAAUACAAAACACAUAUCAAGCAAAAUAAAUAUAUCCAGCAGUUUCAUCAUUUCAAACAUAAAGCCAUACUUCAGUUUUGUUAUUUUGGAAGGCCAACUGGUGUGAGACGUUUAUUCAUCGGUUCACGAAGAAAAGAAAAGCAACAAUUUUAUUCAAUGUUUAAAGUCAUUUUGUGUUAUAUGUUUGGCGGCAAGUAAACAACGUAAAAAAAAAGCCGUGGACGGACGGACAUUUUGUGUUAUUUUUAAUGCAAAAUUUAUUUUGAAGAAGCCAGCCCUCAAAUUUUUGCCAAAUUUUGCAUUAAAAUCAAGCCAGCCUUUGUGUGAAUUGUGUUACUUACCUUUGUGAUCGAGAUUCAGCCAAGUUUAUGUCCAAUUGUCAAGAUCAGCCAAGAAGAACAAGCAGCAGAAGCACAAAAGGAACCCCGCCAGCCCGAUAUCAGCAAUACGUCAGCGAAAUGUCUGUCAACCACUCACCAAAGUCAGAUACGCCAGCAAAAAGCCAACAAAGACAGCCACAGCUACAGCCAAUGGACGGUACUACUCAUGUCAAUACGAUUAAUCCGCCUUCUCAAUUACAGCACCAGAAAACUGCAGCCAAUUCACCAGCCGGGACAUCAAAACCUGUAAAUGAAGUCGGUGAGUUCAUGAAGCAAAUGAGAGUGCAAAUGGAGCAGAUGCAGCGUCAAAUGCAGGUAAUGCAAAGUGAGUACAUUGCAUCAACGAAGAAGAUGCAAGCGCAACUUGUUAAUACUGCCAAACAAGUGGAAACGCAGUUAGCCAAUCAAAUGACGUCGACGUCGCUGUCCGCAUUACCUACAUCGACGCUGCCACAGCCGCCAUCAAAUAUGCCAGAACCAAUACUGCCAACAUCUCAGCCAUCACUGCCACCACCAAAUCAGUCACAAUAUCAGCCGCCACAGAAUCUUCUACAACAGCCGCCACAACUGUCGCCUCUACAACAGCAAGUUUGUCAGCCAACGCCACAAUAUCCGCCGCCAUCACGGUCUAUAAAUUCGGAUAUGUCUGUCCACAAUUCGUAUCCACAAAGUUUUAUAUCUGUUCCACACAAAAAAAUUUAUCCUCUUCCCACAUUUUCAGGUCUUCCAGAAGAAUGGCAAACCUUUUAUGAAGCGUACGAAAGCACCACAGCCGAAUUUGGAUAUAACAGCCUCCACAACAUUAUGCGCCUCAGAGAUGCUAUCAAGGGUCGAGCCAGAGAAACCGUCGAAUCGCUACUAGGUAAUUCUGCCAACGUCGACACCAUUAUACGAACGCUGCUUGAAACCUUUGGUCGUCCGGAACAGCUGAUUAGAAGCCAAAUUGAAAAGGUUCGUGCCAUUCCACCUUUAGCCAAUGACAACCUGGAAGCCCUGGUAAACUUCGCCAACAAAAUCUCGAACAUGGCCACAUUUGUCAAGAACGUGAAGGGAGAUCACCAUCUUUCCAACCCUUCAUUGUUGAGCGAACUGGUCGCUAAACUUUCCACAAGCCGCCAAAUGCAGUGGGCCGAAAAAUGCCUCCAAUUACAACAACCAGCCACCAUAGUUGACUUUGCAGAAUGGCUAUCAGUACUGCGUCGCCUGGCCAAUAUCGUCCAUGACACCUUGCCGUCAACUUCGACCAAUGCCGCAUCAAACCGCCGCCAUUUUGCUGCUACUGCACCGCCACCAAACCGAAAAUACGUCAACGUCACUGUCAGCCAAUGUCCAGUAUGUAAGGGUGAGUGCACUAACAUAAAACACUGUACAGAAUUUUUAAACAUGUCCAUCGACAAAAGAUGGAACACUAUAAAAGGGCUCAAGAUUUGUUUUUGUUGUUUAAAACGUGGACAUCAAGUUAAAUUUUGCCACACAAAACGCCGUUGUGGCGUUAAUGAUUGCCCAAAGCCACACAACAAUUUAUUGCACAGUACACUUUCACAAUCACAACCGGAGCCAGCGAUCGAGCCAACUCAUUUGUCCACGACGGGUGGGACACAAAAUAACCGCACGGUCACGUCCGAAGCACAACGACCACAAACCGAAAGACGAAAUUGCCAUGCAGCUCAUUCUCCCGAUAAUGUGCUUUUCCAGAUUUUACCCAUAACUUUGCAUGGGCAGCACAAAACAAUAAGUACUUACGCCUUCAUUGACGACGGCGCCAACGUUUCUAUGCUGGAUCUGGAAAUAGCACGAGAACUUGAACUCCAUGGAGAACCUGAGCACUUGGAGCUGCAAUGGCUUAAUACUCACCGCGUAACACAGAAAACGGAAAAAAUUCGCGUGACCAUCAGUGGAGUUGGCCAAUUUAACAGAAAAUACUUACUUUCCAAUGUUUACGUUUCAUCGGAUAUGUCAUUGCCAGUACAGAGUUGCCAUAUAGCUCAUUUUAUGAAAUCCCAAAAAAGUGACAAAAUCGCCAAUUUAAAUAUGCGGGAUUAUUCUAAUGUUCAACCAAAAAUGAUUUUAAGCUUAACCCAUUCCUUCCUAACAGUUCCCAUUGAGACGCCUACACUUUUAUCCGAAUUUGGACCCAUUGUGUCAACCACCAGAUUAGGCGCUGUUAUAUAUGGACCAAUUCCUGGUGAAGAACCAACAAACAUAAAGAGGGCUUUACACGUAAGGAAGUGUGUGUACCAAAAUGAUGUUUUGAAGGAGUUGAGCGAUAUGAUGCGUGGUUAUUUUGAUGUGGAGACCCUUGGAACCAAAAUACCCGUGAAACCUAUAAAAUCCAAAGAAGACGAGAGAGCAAUGGGCAUAUUGGAAACAAACACAAAGCAAGUAAAUGGCCGAUAUGAAUGUUCGUUGUUGUGGAGAGAAGAUGUGAGACCGAUCCCUGACUCAUACAACAUGGCUUUGAAUCGUUUGUACUCUGUGGAACGUAAGAUGGCAAAAGACAGUGAGUAUAAAAUGGAAUAUUGCGAUAAAAUAGCAGAUUAUGUUAAAAAAGGAUAUUGCCGUAAAUUAUCGGAUGAAGAAAAAUCUAUAAUGCGCGAACGGACCUUUUAUUUGCCCCAUUUUGGUGUACUAAAUCCAAAUAAAAAAGGAAUUCGGCUGGUUUUUGAUGCGGCGGCCGAGGUUAUGAACUUCUCAUUAAACAAAGCCUUACUUCCUGGUCCUGACAUUAAUAACUCAUUAAUUUCAAUUCUUUUUAAAUUUAGAGAAUCCCCCAUUGCUGUAUGUGGUGACAUACAAGAGAUGUUUCACCAGAUCGCCAUUGCCAGGAAAGACCAAGAUAGCCAAAGAUUUCUGUGGAGAGAUGGCAAUCCUGAUCAGCCUGUGGACACUUAUGUUAUGGAAAGGCUUAUUUUUGGAGCCACCUGUUCACCAACCAUUGCCCAAUAUGUCAAGAAUAAAAAUGCGACAAAAUACAUCGAAAAGUCACCAAGAGCCGUCCAUGGUAUCAUCGAACGUCAUUAUGUGGAUGAUUAUGUCGAUUGUUUCGAAACUGAAGAUGAAGCCCUUAAUGUUGUUCGCGAAGUGGUAAGGAUCCAUAAAUCCGGUGGUUUCCAUCUUCGCAACAUAAUAUCCAACAGUGAACGAGUGGCAAUACUAUGUGGUAAUAAUCCUGGCAAUGGCGAGAACAGUGGCAACUUUCUUUUUGGUGACAGCAUAGAACGGGUACUCGGUAUUCAUUGGGCACCAAAGACAGAUGAUUUUUGUUUUCAUUUGCGUUUGGCCAAAGUGGACAAAAAUAUAUUAAAUUUUACAAAGGUGCCAACAAAAAGGGAGAUGCUCGGCCUAAAUAUGUCCGUAUACGACCCAUACGGAUUCCUGUGCGACUUUAUGGUGACGUCAAAGGUGCUAAUGCAGAAGGUCUGGAAAUGUGGGGUAAGUUGGGACGAGCAAUUGCCGUCAGAAAUUUAUAGCCAGUGGAAGUACUGGUUGGAGCAGUUAUCGAGAUUGGUGGAAUUUAAGAUUCCAAGAUGUUACGCCGGUGGUUUUAGCAGCAGCAAUGUUGAUCUACAUGUCUUUGUGGAUGCAAGCGAAGAGGCUAUGGCAGUUGUGGCAUAUUGGAGAGUGGUAAGUGUCAGUGGUGUUAAAGUGAUGUUUGUAAUGGGCAAAACAAGCUGUGCCCCGACACGGUAUCACACAAUACCAAAACUGGAAUUGCAAGCUGCUGUAAUGGGCGUUCGAAUGAAAGAGGCCAUAUUAAAAAACCAUUUGUGCUGUGUUAAUAAUGUUUUCUUUUGGUCAGAUUCUUUUACGGUGAUACAGUGGAUUCGGUCAGAUCACCGAAGAUACAAGCAAUAUGUGGCAAAUCGUGUGGCUGAGAUAUUGGACGGCAGCCGCAUUGAACAAUGGAGGUGGUGCCCUGGUAACGAGAACACUGCAGACGAAGGAACUCGCUCAAAACUGUUCAAGCCAUAUGAACCCGAAGGACGUUGGAAAAAUGGACCAACGUUUUUGCGGAAGGCGGAAUCGUAUUGGCCGAGUGAGGUGCACAAUCAAAUGAAAAAGGAUGAAAGUGGCUCAGAACUGCGAUCCAAGCACAGAGUUCUGAAGGCUGAAACGGGCUAUGGCAUGGGUGUUCCGGUAUGUGCAAAACAUGAGCCGUAAAAUCAAAGGUGAGGCGUUGUUCUUGUGUGAUCUGUCGCUGGAAGAAGAAGAGAAUGCCGUGUCUUAUCUGUGCCGUCAUGUGCAACGUCAACAAUACGAAGACGAACUUGAGGACCUGAAAAAACAA